Messenger RNA from Lotus japonicus, 3535 nucleotides. Its product is annotated as protein SWEETIE-like. The record is from RefSeq and is a predicted model, not a curated record. The transcript has 12 exons. NCBI's taxonomy places the organism in Eukaryota, Viridiplantae, Streptophyta, Magnoliopsida, Fabales, Fabaceae. Gene Ontology annotation, biological process: carbohydrate metabolic process. The coding region runs from base 21 to 3383 and encodes 1120 amino acids.
UUCAGAUACUGACAAGUGGAAUGAUCAGUGGAGACCAAGCGGUGGUCAGGCGCAUGUUCUCAUUAAUUUCACGCCCAUUGAAUGACUUCGAGGACAUUUAUUAUCCUUCAUUUGCAGAAUGGGUCACAAGCAAGAUCAAAAUAAGACUUCUGGCUGCUCAUGCUUCUCUCAAGUGUUAUAUAUAUGCAUCCAUGAGGAAGCACCAAGAUGGUGUUCCAGAUGAGUACCUGGCAUUAUUACCAUUAUUCCAAAAGAGCUCAAGUAUUCUGGGGAAGUUCUGGCUCCAUACACUGAAGGAUUAUAGUUUUAUGUGCUUGUGCCUGAGCCCAAAGAGGAAGUGGAAUAUGUUCCUUGAUGGACUGCAGUCACCCAUUGUUUCUUCUAAGUUACGUCCAUGCUUAGAUGAAUCUUGGCCUGUAAUUUUGCAAGCACUUGCACUUGACGCAGUUCCUGUGAAUUCUGAAGGAAAUGAUUACCCGAAAGCCUUAGCUUCAAAUGCUGAAAAACAUGGUGUCACUUCAUGUCAAUAUAGCAUGGUUGAAUUGAAGUUUGAAGAUUUUAAGUUCUUGUGGGGCUUUUCUCUUCUUGGUCUAUUUCAGUCACAGCAUCCUAUCCUUUACCGACGUAUUAUACAGCUGGAUUUUGCUAAUGCUAAGCAUGGUGCGAACUCACCGAGUAAUGAAGUGAAACCCUCAGGCGUGAAAUUAUAUGAAAUUGUACUACCUAUGUUUCAAUUUCUUUCUUCUGAAAGAUUUUUCGAAGCAGGACUACUUACCGUGGAUAUUUGCAGAGAACUGCUGCUGAUUCUUUCAUAUUCGACAUACAUGGAUAAUUGUUGGAGUAGUCUUGCGAUGUCCAUUUUAUCACAGGUUGCGCGGAACUGCCCACAAGAAAUUUUCAAUUGUGAAAGUUUUGACUUGAUAACAUUGGAACUUUGUUUGCACUACCUUUUUAAAGUGUUUCAAAGUACUGACACAAUAAACUGUGAAGUAAAUGUGAUGCAUUUAAUAUGUAGCACAACAAAGGCUAUUAUUAACCGUAUUGAGACCAAGAUGCAUAAGCAUUCAAAAUCCGUGGUUCUGGCAUUAGUCUUAAUUGGCUACAAGUGCGUUAGGGAUGCUUCAACUGAGGUAUACUUGUCAGAAGCCAUUGAAAUCGUCAACUGCACAAGUCCUUUAUUAAAGAAAAUAAUUGACGAUGAGGCUGGGCAUGGUGAUAGCAUUCUCCCUCUAAGAGAAAUGUUUGAAACUUGUCUGAGUGUGGUUGCUUCUCUGACUAAAGACUGCAUUGAGGGAUUCCAUUUGCAGGAGGUUAAAAGUUUCAACAAACAGAAACUAAUACAUACGAAGCUUGCAUUUUCUCUUGAACAAAUCAUAUCAAUUGCCAAACUGUCUCUUGAUAGUAAAUAUGUCGAAUGCGAAGCAAGCAUAUCCAUCCGUGCACUGAGAUGUUGUCUUCGAUGUAUCCAAGCUGUAAUUAGUUAUUCAAAUAUGCAGGUUCAAGUAAUAGGCUUGCAAUUUCUUAAAGCCAGGAUUCAAAGAGGUGUAAAUACAGAAGAUAACUCUUUCUUUAUGUUUCUUGUUGGGGAGCUAAUUAGCGAUAUUUUCACUUUGAUUCACAGAAUGCUAAAGAAUACUAUAACAAGAGAAUCUGUGAACAUUGCAAGUGAAUGCUUGAGUCUCAUGGUGUUGUUACAAACGCUAUCUAAAGAUAAUGACUGCCAGAGAAGUUUUAUGAACCUACUUCUGGAGGCCAUUGUUAUGAUUUUCUUGUCAACAGGAGAUGGAUUCUCUCAGGAUGUCAGUGAUUUAAGAAACACAGCUAUUAAGCUUGUUUCUCGCCUUGCUCAAAUUCCUUCAUCAGCCAAUCAUUUCAAGGAUGUUUUACUCUCAAUGCCUCCGCUACACCGCCAGCAACUUCAGGGGGUAAUCCGAGCUUCUGUAACACAAGAUAAAAACCCACUAGAACUAAAAGUACCAGUUUUGGACAUAAAAAUGCCGCAGUCAUCAGGACCAAAUGAAGAGAAACGUACUGUUUCAGCAGCUCCUGUGAUGCGAACAGAUGAAAAUGACAAGGAAGAAGAUGAAGUCAGUGAAGAUGAUUGGGAUGCUUUUCAGUCUUUUCCUGUCUCUAAAACUGAAGAUGGAGAUGAAUCAAGAACAGAACAUGCUGCUGAAGGCAAAGAUCCUAGCCUGGUUGAAAGCUCAUCAGAUAGGGAAGGUUCUAUUGGAAGUGUUGAGUUUCAAGAAUUUUCUGUUUUGAAAUCCCUCAAUAGAGAAAAGGAGCUAAAAGUUGAUGAAUAUCUAGAUGAUGUCAAAGAGAAACAUGACCAAACCAGUCCUGGUUCUAACGAGACAUAUGAUAACGAGUAUCAAAAGAUGGAGGAAGAAUUUCAAAGCUCUGAAGUGGCGACAGCCAUCCCAGGAAAUGAACUAGUUUCCUGUGAUAAGAACCCAGAGAUAGAAGCUGAAGAAUCAAUUAAAGAUGAACAUGAUAAUGAGGAUCGAGAGAUGGAGGAAGAAUUGCAAAGCUCUGAAGUGGGGACAUCAAUCCCAGGAAAUGAACAAGUUUCUUGUGGCCAGAAGCCAGAAACAAAAGCUGAAGAAUCAAUUAAAGAUGAACAUGAUAACGAGGAUCGAGUGAUGGAGCAAGAAUUGCAAAGCUCUGAAGUGGGGACAUCAACCCCAGGAAAUGAACUAGUUUCUUGUAGUCAAAAGCCAGAGAUAGAGGCUGAAGAAUCAAUUAAAGAUGAACAUGAUAAUGGGGAUCAAAAGAUGGAGGAAGAAUGGCAAAACUCUGAAGUGGCGACACCAAUCCCGGGAAAUGAAAUAGUUUCUAGUGAUCAGAAGCCAGAGAUUGAAGCUGAAGAAUCAGUUAACGAUGAACAUGAUAACGAGGAUCAGAAGAUGGAGGAAGAAUUGCAAAGCUCUGAAGUGGGAUCGUCAAUCCCGGGAAAUGAACUAGUUUCUAGUGAUCAAAAGCCAGAGAUUGAAGCUGAAGAAUCAGCUAACGAUGAACAUGAUAACAAGGAUCAAAAUAUGGAGGAAGAAUUGCAAAGCUCUGAAGUGGGAUCGUCAAUCCCGGGAAAUGAGCUAGUUUCUUGUGAUCAGAAGCCAGAGAUAGAAGCUGAAGGAUCAACUAAAGAUGAUUUAGUAGCCAAUUAUAUGCCUGACCAAGUAGUAUCAGAUUCUCUGGCACUUCAACCGGGGUCUUGCGGAUCAGAUAAUAAUGAACCUUCUGACAGAUAUGAUGAAGAUGCUAAGAAAGAGAGUGUAGAUGAAAACAAGAGUCAUGACCGGCAGCAAGAAAUGUCUGAGAGUCCAGUAGGGAGUGAAAAUAAUAUUACAAAAUUAGAACCAUCUGCUGAAGACCGUAUAGAAUAAGGUAUUUGUCUAUUGCAACAUUUUAAUUUGAAGUGUAUAAAAGUGUAUCUUCCAUCAGAGUCAUUUUUCCCAUUCCUACCAAUUUUAUUAUCUUUGCUUCCACUCAUUUGUAGCCUUACCCUCGUUAUUCAGGUUAUUUUUUGUUGGUCUUA